Messenger RNA from Symbiodinium pilosum, 1089 nucleotides. The record is from the annotation of a GenBank genome assembly. NCBI's taxonomy places the organism in Eukaryota, Dinophyceae, Suessiales, Symbiodiniaceae.
AUGGGCUUCGUGAGCUGGCCGUUAUCCUUGCGCCACGCGGAUGAGUCGGAGCUGGAUUCGGAGGAUUAUCUGGAUCAAUGGGGCCAGGAGCUCACAGAGUUCCCAAGUUCUCGCCUGGUUGAGUUCUCUCAGUUUGGCGCCAGAAACCGGGGAGGCCCCAUGCUGAUGAUGGCCAAAGGGAUGGCUGCUCCCAUGGCUCUCAUGGAGAGUGCCCCGGUGCCGCCAGGCGCCCACGCAAUGGUUGCGGAAGCCAGCAUGGACAUGGAAGCGGAUUCCGCCGCUCCCCAGGCGGGCUCGGGCAAUGGGGCUCAAGUGACCCUGAGGAAGCGAUUCGCCAAGCUGGUAGCCCUGAACCGGGCGCUGCUUGAACCGGGCCUCAACUCCUGGAAGACUCAUGUUCGGCUGCCACAGGACCUCUCCACUUACGUGAUCCGCGUUGUUGCCGUGUCCCAUGAGGACAGCGGCGGCUGGUCUUGGGGAUCUGCCGAGUCUUCUGUGCAGACUUCGCAGCCAGUGUACGGAAAGCCACUGCUGCCGCGAAUUCUUCGUUUCUUGGAUGUCUGCCGCAUGGGCGUGGCAAUCCAGGCGGUGAACGGCGAAGCUCCUCGACCUCUUGUCGUGGAAGCCGUCAAUGUGCAAAACCUUCGCGUCUUAGAUGAGGCAGAGCAAGCCAUCACCAUGACCUCUACCUCCACGGAGGUCCGCUUCACCUUUGCUUCGGACGUAGCUGUCGGCCCGGCGUACAUUGUGUUCAAUAUCAAGGAUGCUGAGACGAAGGCUGUGCUGGACUCCGUGGCAGCGAAUGUGAACGUGGAGGUGCAACAGCAGGGCUUGCGCAUGGCCUCCACAACAAGCAUCAGGGCCAACGCUUCGCAGGCCUCUGUGCGCAAGGAGGCCAUUGCACCUCUGAAUGCUGUUCCCGGGUCCGGUGAGAUGUCGUUUUCCGCAUCUGUUGGCUUUCAGGCACCUCUUCUUCAGGCCAUAUUGGAGUUGGCACCGCGGUCCUACGACAAUUGGCAACCGCUGGGCGAAGACCUGCUGGCGUUGCUGCUCGGCGGUCUGAUUUUGCACGUCGGCUAUGGCCUUGAG